GGAAUACCAUACUGUCUGGAGGCUGUUUAAAAUUUGUAUAGUCGCAUGAUCUUUCGAGAGUAGUUGAACUCUCAAUGAGCAUACAGGAAAAAAUAGACAAAAAUGACUCCAUAUAUCUCUCUGGGCACAUUGAUUGUCAUGGACACUACUUGUAGUAUAGAGAUGUUUUUGAAUUAGCGUUUAUCGAGUAAUAAGUGUUAGUUGAUGAAUGUAACAAGUUUUAUAUCUCAGUAUGUUCAAUCGGUCGAUAAAAUUUUUAAUACAUGUAUAAUCACAAAUUAUUCUAAUUUUUCCCAUUUUAACGUCCAUUUAUUCGAAAUGAAUGUACAUGUACUUUGAUUUUUCAUGAUGUGGCGAGUAUUUUUGUGCAUUGUAUUUGCGACCCAUUCCAUUGAGGAAGAUUGCUUAAAAUUGGGAAUUUCAACUCAAUGUUGUGCUGAUUUCUACAUGAAAGGAAAGAAAUGCAUCCCUUGUCCAAAAGGAUAUUUUGGAUUGAACUGUUCUUACAUGUGUCCAUAUCCUACUUAUGAACGACGAUGUUUGGAUGGAAAAUGCACGUGUCCUAAAGAAUACUGUAAUGCAAACACUGGAUGUAAAACUCAAGGAAUCUUAGACUCAAAUGUGAAUGAUCAUCAACAUAAUGGCAAAAUCAACAAUGCCAAAAAGAGUGAAUCAUCAUCAACAGUGGUAACUGUAAUAUCAAUUGUUUUCACGCUUAUCAUACUUAUGCUUGUUAUGGUUAUUGUACUGUACAUCAAAGGCAAAAUUAAAAUACGGAACCAAUUGCUUUCAUCAAAACGAGGCUCUAGGGUGGCUAGUCAACGUAAAACAACUACCUAUUAUGAGAUUGAUGAGAAAAAAAUGGAAGAAAAUGAACUUGAUAAUAUAUGCCCUGAACCUGAAAUUUAUGAAUUAAUUGACCAAUCCAAGAAAGACGCAACAAAAUAUACAGAACUACCGAUGCGACAAGGUGUCUCAAAGCAAGAGAGAAAACUGAUAUCUACCAUAUCAAUGCAUAAGAUUUUGGAUGAUGCUAGAGAUGAUAACGAAGAUGAAGAAAAAUGCGUAGCCAAUAAGAAAUCCGAAGUGCAAAUGAGAACAAAUAAGGUUCAUCAUACAGUUUUCUUAAAGAGAAUGGGUAAGACUUCGUCCAAGAUAAGUGGAUACAUUGAAAUGGAGAAGAAAAUUUCCGAAGAUCAUGUGUCUAUGACCGACCAAAAAUAACAUUUUAAGAUAUUUUCUUAUUAAAACCAUUUAAAAAAGAAAAUGAUAAUAUUAGCAUUUUUGACACUUUUAUAAUAAACAUGAUUUAGAAGAACACGAAUCCUUGUUUACAAUAUCUAAUUUGUUUAUUAUAUUAAUAAAAAAGCUCACGUCAUGAACUGUGAU
Magallana angulata is the source of this 1389-nucleotide messenger RNA. RefSeq lists its product as uncharacterized. The transcript is spliced from 4 exons. Lineage: Eukaryota; Metazoa; Mollusca; Bivalvia; Ostreida; Ostreidae. The record is from RefSeq and is a predicted model, not a curated record. Bases 346 to 1224 code for a protein of 292 amino acids.